This is a messenger RNA of Podospora anserina S mat+, 2799 nucleotides long. RefSeq lists its product as uncharacterized. Gene Ontology annotation, molecular function: calcium ion binding; actin lateral binding. Gene Ontology annotation, cellular component: actomyosin contractile ring; cell junction; plasma membrane. The record is from RefSeq and is a predicted model, not a curated record. NCBI's taxonomy places the organism in Eukaryota, Fungi, Ascomycota, Sordariomycetes, Sordariales, Podosporaceae. Bases 1 to 2799 code for a protein of 932 amino acids. The transcript has 3 exons. Gene Ontology annotation, biological process: actin filament bundle assembly; actin cytoskeleton organization.
AUGUUGCAUCUUGUCUUGUUCUUGAAGCCCGGCGCUGUUCGACUCCCCUGGAUUUUUUUCUUUUUGUGUUCGAUACCCAGGCGCUACAUACCCCUGAGCAGGCUCGGCGUGGUGCAUCCGAUCUUGGGACCAACCUUAUUUUCUUAUCGUUAUCAGGGGCUCUGCCGGGCCAAAAUGGCGGGAUUUGACAGUUGUGCCGCUGGCGGACAGCCGGCACCAGGCCUGCCCGGCAACAGCGUGGGGUUGGGGUUGGAGCUGGAGCGAUUCCCUGAUCUCGAUUGUUUACAGCAACACUCGGGCAGCCACAGCGCCACCACCACCACCACCACAACCAUUGUCAACCGCCCCUCCGCGCUCUCGGUGUCCUCGGUAGCCUCCUCCAACGGCUCAUCCGAAUACUCCACGGAUACCACCUUUGACAUCUGCGACAACAACGCCGACGACGACGAAUACAGACGGGCAUCCAUCGCCAGCACCGCUUCAUCAUCGUGCACUAGCCACACUACCCACUGCACUGACGACGUCCCCACCGCCAAAUCUCCAUCAUCCCCACCUGGUGGUCUCGGUGCUCACACGGGCAGUCCCCAACCCCAACGGCCACCACUCACCCGCAGCCGCCGCGACGCCAAACAGCUGCAUGCCGCUCGACUGCAGCGUUCAGGCUCAACCAGCCUAGCCCUCGCCAGCAAGAGGGAAAACUCGUUGAAAGGCCGCUUCAAGCGGGCCUCGAACACCCCCGCCGCCGACGCUCUCGCCGCCACCGAACCUCCCCACGAGCAGGGCCUGACCAGGAUGGCCUUCGCCGAGCAGCAGCGCUGGAUCACGGUCCAGCAAAAGACCUUUACCAAAUGGCUAAACACAAAGUUGGAAGUCCGGAACCUUGAGGUCAAGGAUCUGGUGCAAGACCUGAGUGAUGGCGUAAUGCUCAUCCACCUCCUCGAGUGUCUCUCGGGCGAAUCACUCGGCCGAUAUGCCGCCAAACCAAAGCUGCGUGUGCAGCGCUUCGAGAACGCCAACCUCGCCCUCAACUUUAUCAAAUCCCGAGGGAUUCAAAUGACGAAUAUAGGCGCCGAAGAUGUCGUGGACGGAAACAGAAAGAUUAUCCUGGGGCUGAUAUGGACGCUUAUUUUGCGUUUCACCAUCAGUGACAUUAACGAGGAGGGUAUGACGGCCAAAGAAGGUCUACUUCUGUGGUGUCAACGUAAAACAGCCUGUUACGACGAGGUCGACGUACGGGAUUUUAGUGCGAGCUGGAAUGAUGGCCUGGCAUUCUGUGCCUUGCUUGAUAUCCACCGUCCCGACCUGAUUGACUAUGACGCUCUCGACAAGUCGGAUCACCGGGGCAACAUGCAGCUGGCGUUUGAUAUCGCUCAUAAGGAGAUUGGCAUCCCCAAGCUGCUUGAUGUGGAGGAUGUGUGCGAUGUGGCCAAGCCUGACGAGCGCUCGCUCAUGACGUAUAUUGCCUACUGGUUCCACGCCUUUUCUCAGAUGGAAAAGGUUGAGAACGCGGGUCGGCGCGUGGAGAAGUUUGUGAACAACAUGCAGGGUGCCUGGGAGAUGCAGAGCGCUUAUGAGAGGAGAAUGGCUGCUCUUCUCAAGGCCAUCCGUGCCCAGAUUGAGAGCUGGCAGACUGCAAAGUUUGAGGGGACUUAUGCUGACGCCAAGGCGCAGGCGAGUGAGUUUGCGUCUUACAAGAGGGGUGUCAAGAGGGAGUGGGUGGCGGAGAAGAGCGAGUUGGCGACGCUGUUGGGGAACAUCAAGACCAAGUUGGGGACGUAUCGGUUGCGGCCGUAUGAUCCACCGGCGCAUUUGAGUCUAGAUACGCUUGAUAGGGAAUGGUCGAAUCUGACCAAGUCUGAGAUGGCGCGCGGUCAAUUGAUCAAUGAGACCAUUAGAGACAUCAAAAACGCCCUCCGCAAGUCCUUUGCCGACAAGGCCAACGAUUUUGCGCUCGCCCUCAACACGAUGCAACUAGCCAUAUCAGGGCUGGAAGGCGAUGUAGAAGACCAGCUGCACCAUGUCAGAAAGCUGUCGGAUAACUUACCACCUCUAGACGCGUACCUGGUGACCAUCGCGGCAGUAGACGCCAAGUGCCAGGAGGCGAACAUUGAAGAAAACGACUUUACGACUUACACGUACGACGAGCUGGUGUACGAGCUCUCGCUCGUCAAAUCGUCGGUUUCGAAAAAAUUGGCCUUCUUGGACAACCAAGUCGUGGCACGGAGCAUGACGAACCUCACGCCUAUCCAGCUCGAGGAAUUCGAGUCUGUCUUUAGGCACUUUGACCGAGACGACAGCAAUUCCCUGUCGGAAAUUGAGUUUUCGGCCGCGUUGGCGUCGCUGGGCUUGGUUUUUUCCGAGGAUGAGAUGCACGAGUACUUUUUGGCGACGUCGAACGGGCGGGACAGGGUGACGUUUGAGCAGUUUAUUCGGUUCAUGGUUGAUGUGACGGAGGAUCAGAACACGGCGGAGCAGGUGUUUCAGAGCUUUAGGGAGGUGGCGGACGGGAAGCCGUAUGUGACGGAGAUGGAUCUGCGGCAUAGCUUGGUGCCGGACGAGGUGAUUGAGAAGCUGGUGGAGAUUAUUCCUGAGCACAAGGGGCCGGAUGUGAAGGAGGACAGGGGGAAGAGGCAGUUUGAUUAUAUUGCUUUUAUGGAGAGGUUGAUUGCUGAUGAGGGGGGCAGGCCGGCUAGUAGUGGAAGUGGGAGGAGUAAUGUAAGUGGGAUUUUGGGGGAAAGGACGAAUGGGAGGACGAGUCCGGCGAAGAGUGUGGCUAGUGGGAAGAAUGGGGUUUAUUGA